AUGGUGCAAUGCCGCAGUGUUUUGAUUAUAAUUUUCUAUUUUUUAAGUUUAUGCCAUCAUCACUGUCGUGCGGCAAAAAUCUUGGGCAUAUUUCCAACACCUGGAAAAAGUCAUUAUAUUUUGGAAAGUACCCUGAUGAAGGCCUUGGUAGAUGCCGGUCAUGAUGUUACCAUCGUAAGUCCGUUCUAUGAAGAAUACCAAUUUAAUGGUAACGGCAGCUAUAGGCAAAUAAUUUUAACGGGGUUUUUGGAAGAACAAACAGAAAGACGAAAAGCCAUCAACCUCUUCGAAAAAUCAAGCAUCAACCCUCUAGUGGCCAUCUACGUGAUGAACAAAAUCGGCCUGAAACAAACCGAAAACACGCUAAAACACGAAAGUUUUCAGCAGCUAAUUCAUUCAACAGAAAAAUUCGACGCUGUAAUAGUUGGUCAGUUCAUGAAUGACGCCCUAAAAGCCAUGGCCCAUCAUUUCGGCGGCCACUUGAUACUUUUCAGUUCUGUUGGUACCAGUACUUGGGUGAACCAUUUAGUGGGAAACCCUUCAUUGCCCUCGUACACUCCUGAAAUGAUUCUCAGCUAUCCAGCAAAAAUGACUUAUGUGCAACGAAUGAAAAAUGCUUUCUUUAAUGCUUUGUACAACAUAAAUCAAAUAGUAGUAUUUUAUCCCGAACAAAAUAACUUAUUGAAAAAGUACGUACCUAAUCCUAUUGACUUAAAUGAUGCUUUGUUUAAUGUAUCUUUGGUACUCUUGAAUACACAUGAAAGUAUUGGAUAUCCUGCUUCAACUGUACCAUGUAUGAGACAGAUUGGAGGCUAUCAUGUGAAGCCACCAAAAAAGCUUCCAAAAAAUCUACAAGACUACUUAGAUUCAGCUGAAAAUGGUGUAAUUUAUUUCAGCUUAGGAUCAAACGUAAAUAGCAGUCAUUUACCUAUGGAAAAGAAACUUGCCAUUGUAGAGGCGUUUUCCAAUUUAAAGGAAAGCAUUUUGUGGAAAUUUGAGGAUGAUAGUUUUAGUAAAAAUUUGCCGAAAAAUGUUAAAGUGCAAUCGUGGUUUCCACAACAAGACAUAUUAGCUCAUCCCAAUUUAAAACUUUUUAUAACUCAUGGAGGCUUUGCUAGUACAAUAGAAACAGUACACUAUGGAAUACCAAUAAUAGCAAUUCCAAUAUUUGGUGACCAAAAAAUGAAUGCUGUUUAUGCCGAAUCGAAACAGUUUGGCAAAAUUCUUCAAUGGCAAGACAUUACCGGAGAAAAGUUUUUCAAUUUGAUAAGAGAAGUUAUUGAUAAUCCAAUAUACAAAUCAAAUGCUGAAAAGAAAUCACUUCUUCUGAGAGACCGUGAAGUACCACCCUUGAAAUCAGCAGUAUAUUGGAUCGAAUAUGUAUUAAAACACAAUGGAGCUCCGCAUUUAAGGGUCGUUUCCUUGGAGCUCACUUGGUACCAAUACUAUUUAUUAGAUGUCUAUGUGCCUAUAAUUUUAAGUAUUUACUUAUUAAAGCUAGUUAUCUUUAGAAUAUUUUGUAAAAAAUUGGAAAAAAUUAAGAUGCUAUAA
Ceutorhynchus assimilis (cabbage seed weevil) is the source of this 1551-nucleotide messenger RNA. The record is from the annotation of a GenBank genome assembly. Lineage: Eukaryota; Metazoa; Arthropoda; Insecta; Coleoptera; Curculionidae.